GGGAGCGUCUCCGCGUGGCCUUCAGCCUGGGCGCCAUCCUCCUCCUCUUCUCCCUCACGGCCGCCCUGGUCCGGGUCCCCAUGCUGCCGGACACCUUCUUCUCCGUCACCAUGGCAACCAUCUGGUUCAUCAACACGUUGGCGGGCAGUGCUCCAGGGCAGCCUGUUCGGGAUGGUCGGUCUGUUCCCCCCCCGUUACAGCACCCUGUUCAUGAGCGGUCAGGGUCUGGCCGGGAUCUUCGCCGCGCUCGCCAUGCUCCUCUCCAUCCUGAGUAACUCGGGGGAAAGAUCGGCUGCUUUGGGGUACUUCAUCACGCCCUGUGUGGCCACCCUGGGGACUCUGCUGUGUUACCUGCUGCUGCCACACCUGGAAUUCGCUCGUUUCUACCUGAACAGAAGUCAGUCUGAUAACCUGGAGACCAAACAGGAAGUCCUCAGCAGCACAGACAUGAACGACCUCGAGGUGGACAGGAAGUUCAUCGGGGAGCCAGAGGAGAGCCAGCAGCGCUCGUCCGUCCUGAACGUCUUCAAGAAGAUCUGGCUGAUGGCUGCGUGUGUGACGUGCGUGUUCGCCGUCACCCUGUCGGUGUUUCCCGUGAUCACGGUGCGAGUUCGGACCGUCUACACGGACAGCGCCGCCUGGGACAAAGUGUUCACCUGCGUUUGCUGCUUCAUCGUUUUCAACGCCAUGGACUUGGUCGGCCGCAGCGCCCCGUCUCUCGUCCAAUGGCCUUCGAAGGAGAGCCGUGUGUUUCCUGUCGCGGUGUUGUCCCGUGUGGUCUUCAUCCCUCUGCUCAUGAUGUGUAACGUCCAGGACUCCAGACUCUCCGUCUUCAGGCACGUCUUCCGCCACGACGGCGCCUUCGUCACCAUCAUGGCCCUGUUUUCCUUCUCCAACGGCUACCUGGCGAGCCUCUGCAUGGCCUACGCUCCGCAGUUAGUGCGGAGUAAAGACUGCGAGACGGCCGGGUCCCUGAUGACCUUCUUCCUGGUUCUGGGUCUGGCGCUGGGAGCGUCUUUCUCCUUCCUACUGGGACAACUGGUCUAGACGACCAGGGACGAGCACACAGCCUGAAACUCAAACAAGGACAAAAGCACCAAGAUGUGAUGAAAUGUCAGUUUCAUCCUGUCAAAAGAAGGCAAGCCAAUUUUAUUCAUUUAUUUUAUUAUAGCACAUUUCAGCAGCGGUGCAAAAUUAGAAAUGAAUACAAGUUAAUACAGAAGUUAAUACAGAAGCAGUUCAUACACAAUUAAAAACAGUUAAUCAAAAUUAGAUUAAAUACAGGAAUAGAAGAAUAAAAUUCCCAGUGCAGUGCAAAGAAUUAAACAAAGGCAGUAUCGAAAAAGAAAGGUCUUCAGCCUUGAUUUUAAAGAGCUGAGCGUGUAGGUGCCGACCUACAGUUUACCUUCCACACACAGAUAUACGUGGAGCGUAGAAACUGAACGCAGCUUCCUCCCUUUUUUUUGUUCUGAUUCUGGGGAAGGCCAAGCAGACCUGUCCCUGAGGAUCUCAGAGGCCUUCUGCGGUUCAUAACAAGUAGAUCCGAAAGGUAAUUUGGCCCUAGUCAAACUCAGUUUCCCAGAGGGCCACACUGGAAAAAGAGAAUCGCACCGAGGGGCCAGACAUGUGGAGUUUAUUGAGGUGCUUUUUGUUACUGUGUGUCACUGUUUUUAAAACAUUUUGGUAUUUUUUUCCUCAUUUUUCUUGGUUUUCUUCAGACUUUUUUUGUGGCUUUCUCAGA
Molecule: messenger RNA, 1741 nt
Organism: Perca fluviatilis (European perch)
Lineage: Eukaryota; Metazoa; Chordata; Actinopteri; Perciformes; Percidae
Product: equilibrative nucleoside transporter 2-like
Exons: 9
Biological process (GO): guanine transport; adenine transport; nucleoside transmembrane transport
Cellular component (GO): basolateral plasma membrane; plasma membrane
Molecular function (GO): nucleoside transmembrane transporter activity
Source: RefSeq, a predicted model, not a curated record